Messenger RNA from Sitophilus oryzae (rice weevil), 4648 nucleotides. RefSeq names its product kazrin. NCBI's taxonomy places the organism in Eukaryota, Metazoa, Arthropoda, Insecta, Coleoptera, Curculionidae. Bases 513 to 3746 code for a protein of 1077 amino acids. The transcript has 19 exons. The record is from RefSeq and is a predicted model, not a curated record. Gene Ontology annotation, molecular function: protein binding.
UCAAGAAGGCUUUGCUCGCUACUGUUGCUGUCAAACAGCGCGAAUUAUUUACUAUAAUCGGUGCUUGUAUAUGGGAAGAGAGUGCUAUGGUCGGUGACAUCUGACUCUCGCUUGUUGUUUAUUCCAUUUUGUUUGUUGAAUUCAAUUUUUUAGGCGUCGGUGCUUGAAGAAGCGUUAAAAAUCCUCGUUUAAUGAGAAUUUUUAAUAUCUAUUCGAUAAUGGUAACGUACCCUACAUAAGGGCGCUGUUUUUUAUUGGUGCGGUUUAAGUUUAAUGUAUUUUUCAGGGGUUUGACUGUAUUAUAUACAUGGUGUUUUGAACUUCGUUGACUCUAAGUGAGUGUUUUUUUGUACUUCUUUGUUCUGUAAUAUUCUGGGUGGAGUUGUGAAAGGUUGAAGAAGCUCCAGAUGACUGCGUAGUAUAUUUUCCAGAAAGAUUGAGUGUGAUUCACUGGGCGCCAUGGCAUCUUUUGGGCAUUGUAUGGGUCAAAAAAGGCGUCACUCGACGCCACCAUGGAGUUGUUAAUGCGGCGUCUCUUUGUAGAUGCUCAGGCCAAGCUUCGCAGAAUGGUAGAAGAACAUUCCGAAUAUCCGAAUUCUAUACCCGCCCCCGUUCCAGCGCCCGCUACGCACGCCCCUGACCUGAAAACUGCCGACGCACUUUUUUCUUCUCUGUCUUCCGCUACGCCACUGUCAGCAACCAAGUCCGAUACACCCAAUAAAAACCAACCGAACAACAACUCUGCUACCCCUUCAGGCACCGCUACUGAACUGCCUGCCACGGAAGACCCUCGCAGCGAUGAUGUCAAACCUAUCAAAAACGGUGACGUUAAAAAAGAGGAUCAUCCUAAGAAGCAGAAUUCUAUAGAGUUCAAGCAAAGGAGCAAGUCCUUGAAUAAUACCAGUUCAGUCGACUCUAAUGAGGAUGUUAAUAAAAAAGAUAUACACAAAACAAAAUCAAACCCAGUGAAGUGCGAGGUUUUAGAUAGUAGUGAAGCAAAGUUAGAUGGUAAGAACAACAUGACAAUACAGGAGAGCGCCAGUCCCAUGAAGGACACCAGAUCGUCACCAGAAAAUCAACGGUCUGAAUCACCUAAACCUGGUUGUAGCAGUCAACCAGAUAUGGAUUCUUCAUCUCCUAGAUCACCUCAUAGCUCUGACGGGGGAAACCCCGACGACCUCUUGGCGCUGUUGCCGUCUCCCUCGAAUUUCCCUAAACCUUCCUCCGUGAUACGGAGACUGAGGCAAGAAAACGAAAGGUUGCAAGCUGAAGUAACUAGAUUGAGACGACUGGUAGUGUCUGGUGCUACAGGAUUAUUAAAUGAAAGAAAAGCUCUUUCUGAAGAUCCAUCAGCGGAUGCAGCUUCACAAGACUUAGAAAUGGAGCUUCAACUGGCCAAGGAAGCCCUAUCAACACUGAAAGCGGACAAACGGCGUUUGAAAGCUGAAAAAUAUGAUUUGCUGAACCAGAUGAAGCAGCUGUUUUCCACUUUGGAAGACAAGGAAAACGAGCUUCGAGACUUUAUUAGAACUUAUGGACAGCGGGUCAGAGAUGAAACUUCCCUUCAGCAGCUUUCUACUGAACGAGAAGAAAGGGAAAGAGAAAGAUGGAGUUUGCUGAGACAUGCGAGAGAUGAAGCUGAAAGAAGUCUGUCUUUAGCUGCACAACUGAAUGCGAAGGAAUUGCAAUUGCAACAAGCCCAAGAACAACUUGCAGAGGCCCGAAGACAGCUCGCUGCUGGCGGCUGCCUCUCUGACCAGGAAUCACUCGCCUCCCUUCCCCGGCACAGCAUGAACGGUGGCGCCCUCACGCCCAGCUCGGGCGGUUUGCUCUCCGGCCAUCUGGGUCUGCUACCGGGCGAUAGAGGAAGCUGCAGCGCCGACUCAGGCGUGCGCGUCAGUUCGGACAGGGAGAGUGGUGGUGCCACUUCCGUAGCGGGGAAUUUGUCGGACUCGACCACAGAUGGUGCUCCUACUAUAACGGUGGAGGGUAGUGUGAGGGAUGUUGAUUCGGUGUCGAUGAUGUCGGCCGUGCCUCCUCCACCAGCACAUAUGUAUCAAUUAUCAACUAAAGACUGUAGCCCAACCUUAUCUCCACUAAAUGCUAACAAUUUUCCUCGAUCGGUAGAUCACACUAGUUUAUCAAGGUCUGUGGAACAACUGAGUUCGCCUCUGGAACAAGAACCAAUAAAUCUAGGCAAGAGGAUCAAGCAACCUACGCGAUUGUCUGGAAGAGGCGGGACUUGGGGCAGUAUUUCCAGAGUAUUCGCCCGAUCCAGACACAGGAACAAGACGAAUUCUCUACAGGAAACCAGUGAACAUGGCUACGAAUCAUAUCGCAGUUGGUCUCCAUUAACGGAGGAAGGUUAUGCAGAGAAGCUACGUCUUCUACGUGAAGCUAGUUCCAUUCCGAUGGAGAGAUGGCGAGCUCCAACAGUUUUGGCGUGGCUAGAAGUCGCUUUAGGAAUGCCUCAGUACGGAGCAAGGUGUUCUGAAAAUAUCAAAAGCGGAAAGAUUGGUCGUUUGAACGGGCAGGUGCUCCUGGAACUCAGUGACCUGGAGCUGGAGUGCGGCCUGGGAAUCACCCAUCCCAUGCACCGGAAGAAGCUGAGGCUGGCUAUAGAGGAGCACCGUCAUCCGGCGCUGGUGAGAUACCCUUGCAUCGCGCAGUUGGGGCACACCUGGGUGUCCAGCGAGUGGUUGCCUGAUUUGGGACUCUCUCAGUACUCAGAGAGUUUCGCUUCAAAUAUGGUAGACGCCAGAAUGCUUGAACACUUGAGCAAGAAGGAAUUGGAGAAAUAUUUAGGCGUAACUAGAAAAUUUCAUCAGGCUUCUAUAGUUCACGGCAUCCAUCUACUUAGAAUAAUGAAAUACGAUAGACAGGCUCUAGCUUUAAGGAGACAUCAGUGCGAAAAUGUGGAUGCCGAUCCAUUGGUGUGGACCAAUCAAAGAUUUAUUAGAUGGGCUAGAAGUAUCGACUUAGGUGAAUAUGCUGAUAAUUUAAAAGACAGUGGAGUGCACGGUGGUCUCGUUGUACUGGAGCCGUCGUUCAACGGCGAUACAAUGGCGACGGCGCUGGGAAUCCCCGCCAGCAAGAAUAUCAUCAGGCGCCAUCUAACGGCCGAGUUGGAAGCGUUGGUACUGCCAGCCAGAUCCACACUAGUGCACUAUGUGAGAGUACGAACCAAACAAAGGGUACCAGGCGGGUCUCUGGGGCGAUCCUUUUCGAAAUCUUGCGGCGGUCUUACCGCCCCAUCACCAUCUCAGAUGAAGGACGCCACUGCCCUUGUAAUCAGCGACCCUAAGAGGACCAGUAUUAAGGGUUCUCUAAGUCGAGCAUUCGGUUUGUCCAAACCCAAACAAAUAACCGAAAAAGAAAAAACCUCCCCUACAUCAAGUUCAGAGAAUUCGUCUGUCAUCAGUCGGAUUAGUCCACCCUUGCCGUAUUUUACAGGGAGAUCUACAAAAUCUGGAGGGGAAUCUCCCAUAUACGCUCAACCAUUUGCCCAUCAGUAUCCGAAGAAUAUUUACCAGAGAAGAUCUGAAGACUAUGACAUGUAUACAUGCAGUUCUAUAGACGAAUACGAUAUCACCAGAAGUAUUCAGAGCAUUCAGUCUGAAAGCAAUUUCUCUAGGGAAGCUAAGGCUUUUCCUGAGGGAAGCCUCAGAACAAACAAGAAGCAACACAGAAGGGUGAAGAGUAUCAGUGAUAUAGAUGCCAUUCACGUCGAAGGAGUCAAAAUCUAAAUAAUUCAUCGACUAAAUAUAUUGGUCAAGUAAACAAUCGUUUAUUCUACCACAAAAAAUAAUAUAUUAGUUUGACCAAAUUCAAACAAAGAAACAAGAAAUUGUGAUGAUUCAUACAACAAGUACUAUAAAAAUUUUUCAAAAAAAAAGGAAAAUUUUAGAUAGAUAUUGUUUAAAACAGAGCAUUUUAUAUAUUAAACUUUAGCUCUAUAUUUUGAGUAAGAAUUAUAUGAAAAAAGUUAUAUUACUAAUACUUAUCUUUAAAAAUAUCAACUUACUAUAAGGCUCAAUAAUGAAAUUAUAAUUUUUUAAACAUUAAAUUUCAGAAUAGGUAUGUUAACUCACAGUAUUAUUAUCAUCACUAUAAUUGGUUCUAUUUUAUUGUAAUUUAUAUAAUAAGAUAAUACUAUAUUUGCAUAGGUAUAACAGCAAAUAAAAAUGAUAUAAAAUCAGGUAUAUAGUGCUUUUCAGAUAUUUUACAGAAGGCUGUAAUUGAUAGAACAUCACUGCCGCUUAUUAAAUAUCAAAAAAAUUAAGUAUUUUACUUCAAUAAGUCAGUGUGCACUAGGUAUUUCUAUAUUGUAAAUAUUUUCCUCAUUUUCAUGAAAACUAAUUUAUAUAAUCUAGAAUAAUUCAUUGUACCAAAAAAAUAAAUAAAACAAAUUUUAUUUAACCCAUUUUAAAAGUAGUCUGCUCUUUAAUUUGCUGCUAAAAAUUACGACAAUUUAACAUAAUAAAACAAUCAUUUUUAGUUGUAAGUUUUAUAAGACUCCUAAAUACUUUUUUACAGCAGUAUAGAUAAUACAAGCUUUGUCACUUUUAUAUUAAAGAUCAGUAUUUUUAAGUUACAAGUUAAAUACAAUUUAGUGUUUAAGUCUAAUUUAUUCAUAACCAUAUUGUGA